AUGAUAUUAUUUCAGUUUGGACAACUGAGUCAACUCAAUCAACCAUUACCACAAAUUCAGCAACUGCAAAACCAGAUGCUGCUCUUGCAGCCGCCGGAAAAGACGGAAACACCACAAAGAGAAACUCCAGCGCAAACUCAAACGGUUCCAACUGAUCACACGACAACUCCUCCUCCUCCCACGGAGUAUUGUCAGACAGGGAUAACUGAGUAUCCAAAGGUGUACGAAGAUUAUACACUGAGGUGUCAAGCUAACAACUGCAGGGAAGCUUUCCACGAGGUUCUGAUUCCUUCACCACCUGUGAACGGAGACGAUUCAUAUUUGUGUACUUUCGGUAUUUUCCCGAUAGGAUUUUUGGUGAAGGGUAAGUUUCCCAGUUGGUCUUCUGUUUUAACCAUGUUUUCUCUCCCUAACAACCAGAAUGCUGGUAAGCAUAGUGCAGGAAAGUCUUCUCCAAGAGUGUUUUAUGAUGAAGAUGAUGUAUAUGUAGAGAAAUUAGAGAGAUCUUCUGAAGAUAAUAGUGAUGAAGAUGAUGACUGGUAG
Molecule: messenger RNA, 543 nt
Organism: Hibiscus syriacus
Lineage: Eukaryota; Viridiplantae; Streptophyta; Magnoliopsida; Malvales; Malvaceae
Exons: 3
Coding region: 1-543 (180 amino acids)
Source: RefSeq, a predicted model, not a curated record